This is a messenger RNA of Verticillium nonalfalfae, 2727 nucleotides long. It is a transcript of the gene YAK1, whose product is annotated as dual specificity protein kinase yak1. Gene Ontology annotation, cellular component: cytoplasm; nucleus. Gene Ontology annotation, biological process: peptidyl-serine phosphorylation; peptidyl-threonine phosphorylation. Gene Ontology annotation, molecular function: protein tyrosine kinase activity; ATP binding; protein serine/threonine kinase activity. The record is from RefSeq and is a predicted model, not a curated record. Bases 1 to 2727 code for a protein of 908 amino acids. The transcript has 5 exons. NCBI's taxonomy places the organism in Eukaryota, Fungi, Ascomycota, Sordariomycetes, Glomerellales, Plectosphaerellaceae.
AUGGAUUCCCAAUGGCAGCAGAGCUACGCUGACUCAGGCGCCUCCUCGCGACGAUACAACAACGGCGCUGCUCAAAUCCCUCGCGAUUACGCUGGUCAAGUCCCCCCCCAAGGUCAUAGUCACACCCACAGCCAGGGCCAUAUCCAGGGCCAGAACCAACCCCCAGCCGGCUUCAAGUACGAGCAGUAUCAGCAAAGCCCCGGCGCCGCCCCCUCUGCUGCUUCGCCCAUGGCCUCGCCUCAGGUGCGCGACGGCAACGGCGACGUUGCCAUGCAGGACGCCCAGGACCCCUACGCCAGCAUGAAAUAUCCCAUGAGGCCGCACCACCAGUCUCACCUAUCCGGCAGCCGUCCUGCCAACCUACACUCGCCCCAGGAACCUUCGGCCGCCGCGCAGCGGUACUCCCCCAUGGAGGCCUUAUCGCCCACGUCUCCCUACGCGCCCAAGUCCGCCGUCCAAGGUCAAUUCGUCAGCCCCCCCGACCAGAGGCAAUCGCCCACGAGACAGCAAUCCGACUACAACCCUCAGAGUCCCUACUACGCCGGGCGCCAGCAGGCUCCUCAGCUGCCCCCCAUCACGCCCUAUACCUCGACCCACGAUGGAUACCCAUCCUCGGCUGUCGCCAACCUCGAUGGAGCUUUCGCCGCUGCUGAUCCCAAGUCACCCCGUCGUCCCGUCGCUGCGCUCAACAAGAGUGUCGUUCCCGAGUUCAAGCCGGUUCGUGCUCUGACCGACCUUCGACCAAAAGUCAGCGCUCAGCCGCCGUUUCGCCGAGCGAACCCCGAAGGGGGCUUCAUCAGUCCUCUGCAAGCUCUUACAGUCCACCUCCCGGCCACCUACCGCAUCUGCAACCCCAACUUCAAAUACGAGUCGUCGCGCAACCCCCGGCGUGUUCUGACCAAACCGAGCAAGGGUGUCAAAAAUGACGGUUUCGACAACGAAGACAGCGAUUACAUCCUUUAUGUGAAUGAUAUCCUCGGCUCAGAGGAGGCUGGUCACAAGAACCGAUAUCUCAUCCUCGACGUGUUGGGCCAGGGGACAUUUGGUCAGGUUGUCAAGUGCCAGAACUUGAAGACUCAGGAGGUUGUUGCCGUGAAGGUUAUCAAGAACCGCACAGCUUAUUUCAACCAGAGCAUGAUGGAGGUGUCUGUCCUUGAUUUGCUCAACACCAAACUGGAUAAGAAUGAUGAUCACCACCUCCUGCGACUCAAAGACACAUUCAUCCACCGCCAGCAUCUCUGCCUCGUGUUCGAGUUAUUGAGCGUCAACCUCUACGAACUCAUCAAGCAGAACCAGUUCAGGGGACUCAGCACGACCCUCGUUCGCGUCUUCGCCCAGCAGCUGCUCAAUGGCCUUGCGCUUCUCAACAAGGCUCGCUUGAUCCACUGCGACCUGAAGCCCGAAAACAUUCUUUUGAAGAACCUGGAGAGCCCUAUCAUCAAGAUUAUUGAUUUCGGCUCCGCGUGUGACGAGCGCCAGACUGUGUAUACCUACAUUCAGUCUCGAUUUUACCGUUCUCCCGAAGUCCUGCUGGGGUUACCAUAUUCGUCUGCCAUCGACAUGUGGUCUCUUGGCUGCAUCGUGGUCGAGCUGUUCCUGGGUCUCCCCCUCUUCCCUGGAUCGUCCGAGUACAAUCAAGUCUCACGAAUCGUCGACAUGCUCGGCAACCCGUCCAACUGGAUGAUCGAAAUGGGAAAACAGGCCGGCGAGUUCUUUGAGAAGCGGCAGGACGAGUUUGGGCGCCGCACAUAUCAGCUCAAGCCCAUGGAACAAUACGCACGGGAACACUCAACCAAGGAACAACCCAGCAAGAAAUACUUCCAGGCGAACACUCUUCCGGACAUCAUCAAGACCUAUCCCAUGCCGCGGAAGAACAUGAAACAGAACGAGAUCGACAGGGAAAUGAACAACCGCAUCGCUUUCAUCGACUUCGUCCGCGGGCUGCUCAAUAUCAACCCGCUAGAGAGAUGGUCUCCACAGCAGGCUAAGCUGCACCCUUUCAUUACUCAACAGAAGUUCACUGGUCCCUUUGUACCCCCCAUGAACCUCAAGUCGAGCUCGCUUAACAGGUCUCCGGCUCCUGGUACGCAGCAACAGCAGCAAGCAGAGGCGCUGAGCAAACAGCGUGCCCAGGCAGCCCAGGCACAGGCCCACUCGGCGGCGCAGGGGGCUUAUGCAUCGAUGAACGCGCAAUACCAGCAGGCCGGACACGCCCCAGCAACGCAGUCCAUGUAUGGUAGUAACGUCAUGUACUCUCCUGGCGGCAAUCACGCCCCACAGCCGCCUGCCUAUGGCCCCCAGCCGGGUGGUUAUGGGCAACAGCAGGUGGUCUUGUCUCAGGCGCCGCAGCAGAUGCCUGCAGCUCCUUAUGGCCAGCAGCCCAACAUCAACCAAGGCGGUCUCUACCCGCAAAACAACAUGCGCGCCGGGCGCCAGCGGGCUUCGACAAUGGAUCAGCAGCAAAGCGGGAUCCCUGCUGCCAUCCAGCGCGUUGCUAGCCACCUUGACCCCAGUCAGCCCAUCAGGCUUCAACCGAGCCCAGCAUACUACCCGCCACCGGGCGAAGGUAUGUCGGGGGUUGAGGGCACGCCAGGCAGGGCAGGACGACGCGAUAGCCGCGCGCAGCAACAGGGGCGGAGGGGGAACAACCGCGAUUUCAUCCGCAACCUCGAGGAGCGGACGCUCGAAGAGGGCUUCAUGGGUAGCCAGAAUAACCCCUGGCACUGA